Aspergillus nidulans FGSC A4 is the source of this 875-nucleotide messenger RNA. RefSeq names its product GPI anchored serine-threonine rich family protein. The record is from RefSeq and is a predicted model, not a curated record. The coding region runs from base 291 to 875 and encodes 194 amino acids. Lineage: Eukaryota; Fungi; Ascomycota; Eurotiomycetes; Eurotiales; Aspergillaceae. The transcript is spliced from 2 exons.
CUCGCGCCCACAACAGCGAGAUAAGGAACGGCUGACGAGGAAUCAUCGGCCACAUCCAGCUCUUCCCCAAUUAACACUAUCAAGUGGACAUCGUUCCUGCCAGCGUGGGGGAAACAACCUGCCUCAAUUUCGUUGAUAGCGUACCUGAAGCACAGCUUCUCCCUUUCUCCUCUACACUCGCCCUUCAGCACAUUCCAUCAUCAGCUACACUCUUACUUUUUCUCUCAUAAAUUCACUUUGCUGCUCUACAUCAUUUACUCCCUUAUUCAUUUCAGCCACGGUGCUUCGAAAUGCAUCCCCUCAGGCCUCUUCUCGCAACCUGGGCGUGUUUAGCCCAGGUCAGUUUCGCAGCAGUAUCAUUCACAAAGUGGCCAACGACCAUUCAUACCGGAAAGCCAGCCACUGUUUAUUGGAAGGGUGAUUCGGAUACUCCUGUCACGAUUACACUGCGACAAGGGCCCGCCGGCAACCUUAGAACUCUCAAAGUCCUCACGCAUGACGCACAGGGAGGCUCCUUCACAUGGGUUCCCGACGAGUCCCUCGCCCCCGGCUCAGACUAUGCCUUGCAGAUUGAACAGGAUGGCAGCAUUAACUACUCUGGCCUUGUGACUCUCGUUGACCAAUCUGGGAAAAAGCCACAACCAUCAGCUUCCAAACACACACCUGUUUCCUCUCCGCUCGGCGGUGCGAGAACUAGUGUCCAGAAAGGUAACAAUGGCUAUAUUCCUACUCUGAAUAGUUCGUCUGCCCGGGUCAACAUGACGUCGGGUAAAAGCACAGCACACAAAACAUCCAACGACGGCGUUACCUUCCGAUACAUUUCUGCAGAGAUGAUCCUGGCAGCCAUGGCUGCUGUCGUUUAUUUUGCCGCUUAA